Molecule: messenger RNA, 1684 nt
Organism: Symphalangus syndactylus (siamang)
Lineage: Eukaryota; Metazoa; Chordata; Mammalia; Primates; Hylobatidae
Gene: LDHAL6B
Product: lactate dehydrogenase A like 6B
Biological process (GO): pyruvate metabolic process; lactate metabolic process
Cellular component (GO): cytoplasm
Molecular function (GO): L-lactate dehydrogenase (NAD+) activity
Source: RefSeq, a predicted model, not a curated record
CGCCGUAGAGUGCUGAAGGUCCUGCCAACGGCUCUCUUGGCGUCUCAACGUUCGGAUCAGCAGCUUUUUUCCAUUCUCUCUCUCCACUUCUUGAGUGAGCAGCCAUGAGUUGGACUGUGCCUAUUGUGCGGGCCAGCCAGAGAGUGAGCUCGGUGGGAGCGAAUUUCCUAUGCCUGGGGAUGGCCCUGUGUCCCCGUCAAGCAGGGCGCAUCCCGCUCAAGGGCGCCUGGCUCUUCACCCCUGUAAGCAAGAUGGCGACUGCGAAGAGUGAGCUUAUUGAGCGCUUCACUUCCGAGGAGCCCGUUCAUCACAGUAAGGUCUCCAUCAUAGGAACUGGAUCGGUGGGCAUGGCCUGUGCUAUCAGCAUCUUAUUAAAAGGCUUGAGUGAUGAACUUGCCCUUGUGGAUCUUGAUGAAGACAAACUGAAGGGUGAGACAAUGGAUCUUCAACAUGGCAGCUCUUUCACGAAAAUGCCAAAUAUUGUUUGUAGCAAAGAUUACUUUGUCACAGCAAACUCCAACCUAGUGAUUAUCACAGCAGGUGCACGCCAAGAAAAGGGAGAAACACGCCUUAAUUUAGUCCAGCGAAAUGUGGCCAUCUUCAAGUUAAUGAUUUCCAGUAUUGUCCAGUACAGCCCCCACUGCAAACUGAUUAUUGUUUCCAAUCCAGUGGAUAUCUUAACUUAUGUAGCUUGGAAGUUGAGUGCAUUUCCCAAAAACCGUAUUAUUGGAAGCGGCUGUAAUCUGGAUACUGCUCGUUUUCGUUUCUUGAUUGGACAAAAGCUUGGUAUCCACUCUGAAAGCUGCCAUGGAUGGAUCCUCGGAGAGCAUGGAGACUCAAGUGUUCCUGUGUGGAGUGGAGUGAACAUAGCUGGUGUCCCGCUGAAGGAUCUGAACUCUGAUAUAGGAACUGAUAAAGAUCCUGAGCAAUGGAAAAAUGUCCACAAAGAAGUGAUUGCUACUGCCUAUGAGAUUAUUAAAAUGAAAGGUUAUACUUCUUGGGCUAUUGGCCUAUCUGUGGCUGAUUUAACAGAAAGUAUUUUGAAGAAUCUUAGGAGAACACAUCCAGUUUCCACCAUAAUUAAGGGCCUCUAUGGAAUAGAUGAAGAAGUAUUUCUUAGUGUUCCUUGUAUCCUGGGAGAAAAUGGUAUUACCAACCUUAUAAAGAUAAAGCUGACCCCUGAAGAAGAGGCCCAUCUGAAAAAAAGUGCAAAAACACUUUGGGAAAUUCAGAAGGAGCUUAAGCUUUAAAGUUGUCUAAAACUACCAUUCCGAAAUUAUUGAAGAGAUCAUAGAUACAGGAUUAUAUAACAAAAUUUUGAAUAAACUUGAAUUCCUAAAAGAUGGAAACAGGAAAGUAGGUAGAGUGACUUUCCUAUUUAUUCAGUCCUCCAGCUCUUUUAUUGAGCAUCCAUGUGCUGGACGAUACUUAUUUACAAUUCCUAAGUAUUUUUGGUACCUCUGAUGUAGCAGCACUUGCCAUGUUAUAUAUAUGUAGUUGGCAUUUGGUUCCCAAAAAGUAGGAUGUAGGUAUUUAUUGUGUUCUAGAAAUUCUGGCUCUUUUCAUUAGAUAUAUGCUAUUUUUUUCAUUCUUGCUGGUUUAUACCUAUGUUCAUUUAUAUACUGUAAAAAAGUAGUAGCUUCUUCUACAAUGUAAAAAUAAAAGUAUGUACAUACAAAAACAA